GCGCUGAGGGUGGCCAAGCGGUUGCGGCUGGUGGCGGAGCUACCGGGACUUGAUUUUACUCGUUCUGCAUUUGUUGCAAAAAAAAAUAUUUAUGACCAACCAAACUGGUUUGGAGUUGGCCUGGCUUUUAGCACUACUGCUGCCUUGUGGGCUCUUCUUUUCAAGCAGCAUAAUGAAGAUGUAAUGGAAUAUGAAAGAAGAAAAGCAGAGAGAGAGCAUAAGUGUACAGGAUGUUCGUAGCUGACCGUAUGCUCAGUAAGAAAUAACAACUAUCAGUUGUGCUACAAAUAAAUGAGCACAGCAGAAGGGUGAAAUAUCUAAAUACUUCUGUGUUCCUGCAUUUCAUGUGUAGAAUUGUGAAAUAAAUUACAAAGUCUGGAAGCAGCUUA
This is a messenger RNA of Athene cunicularia (burrowing owl), 389 nucleotides long. It is a transcript of the gene NDUFC1, whose product is annotated as NADH:ubiquinone oxidoreductase subunit C1. The record is from RefSeq and is a predicted model, not a curated record. Lineage: Eukaryota; Metazoa; Chordata; Aves; Strigiformes; Strigidae. The transcript has 4 exons. The annotation marks the transcript as partial. Gene Ontology annotation, cellular component: mitochondrion.